AUUCUCCACCAAAGAGAACCUCCUUUCUUCCUCUCUUUCUUUGUUCCCCACUCAUCAAUCAAUCUGCCAUGGAGGAUUCGAUCUGAGUUAACUGUAACAUCAUCAACAACACCGAAUAAUUCCAAACAUCUCCUUUACCCUCCUACUUCUUGUCUUUUGCUGAUCGUUUAUGAUAUUAACUUAGGCCCACUUUCCCUUGCCUUUUAAGCACUCCCUUACCUCUCAAGCACUCCUUUCUUCCUUCAUAUACCAUCUCUCUUUCUCUUUCCGAGGAGCAUGCCUGAAUGUCCACAGCAAGGGAGAAGCUUGAUGAGGUAGGGAAGAAGAUCAAGAGGGAGGUUGAUGUCUCCGACCACAUGGCACGGCCAGGCCCGGUUGGGACCCUGAACAAGACAACUCCAUGCGCCGCUUGUAAGCUCUUGCGGCGGCGAUGUGCUCAGGAGUGCCCCUUCUCUCCUUAUUUCUCCCCACACGAGCCCCAGAAGUUCGCAUCGGCCCAUAAAGUCUUCGGUGCAAGCAACGUCUCCAAGAUGUUAAUGGAGGUUUCUGAGAGCCAGAGAGCUGAUGCAGCAAACAGUCUCGUCUAUGAAGCAGACAUAAGGCUCAGAGAUCCUGUCUACGGUUGUAUGGGAGUCAUCUCAGCCUUACAGCAGCAAGUCCAAGCCUUGGAGGCAGAACUUGCAGCGGUGAAGGCGGAGAUACUGAAGUACAAGUACAGGCAAACCAAUGCCGCCAUCCUUCCCACAUCUCAUGCUACCGCUUUGCUCGCCUCCUCCGUGGAGAUCUCAGUUGCUGCACCACCACGCCUCACGACUACCGCUCCUGCCACCUCCUCUUCUUCCAUGUACACCGCUGCUUCCAGCUCCACAGAUUACAGCUCCAUCACCAACGAAAAUGUUGCUUACUUCGGGUAGAAAUUUAUUACAUGUCGGAGGUAAAAAUUGGAAUAUAUGUUCGGUUCUUUUUGGAUUUA
Messenger RNA from Musa acuminata subsp. malaccensis (wild Malaysian banana), 973 nucleotides. Its product is annotated as LOB domain-containing protein 15. NCBI's taxonomy places the organism in Eukaryota, Viridiplantae, Streptophyta, Magnoliopsida, Zingiberales, Musaceae. The record is from RefSeq and is a predicted model, not a curated record.